Molecule: messenger RNA, 1760 nt
Organism: Daucus carota subsp. sativus
Lineage: Eukaryota; Viridiplantae; Streptophyta; Magnoliopsida; Apiales; Apiaceae
Product: probable pectate lyase P56
Exons: 3
Coding region: 155-1597 (480 amino acids)
Molecular function (GO): pectate lyase activity
Source: RefSeq, a predicted model, not a curated record
GAUUUCUUAGCUUCUUGCCAUCAAUAACUAAAUAAAAUUAUUUAUAUAUAUACACAUUAUAAUGUCAAGAAUGUAGGAGGCAAGGAGUAAGGCUUACCAUACUAAUAGUUUCUUCUGAAUGUUUGAUUCAUUUCAUUUUAUUAAAUUUUAAGAAAUGAGGAGAAGCAGGCAGACAAUCUCGAUGAUUCUUGUAAUUAGCAUUGCUGCAUUUUUCAUAAUUCAGGCCCAAGCUCAAAAUGCUCGUCAACCACACCAUCAUUCGCGGAAGAAUAAAGGUCACGAACCUGAUAAGGCUCCUAAGGUUCACAGGGGUCACAAGGGUCACAAGGGGGGUCACAAGAGUGAGCCAGAUGAUGAUGGACCUGAUGCUCCAUGUCCUGCUAAAGGCUAUUGUACUACAGAUAAUGACGCCACGACUUCAGACGAUGAUGAACCAAAACCAGUUAUGGUGUCUAGUGGUUUAGUAACUCCAGCUCCCCCUAAGCCGCGUAACAGUACAAGAAGACAACUAGCCAAGAAAUACGGAGGGCCUUGCGUGGCCUACAAUCCCAUCGACAGGUGUUGGAGAUGCGACCCAAAUUGGGCAAAAGACCGGUACAGACUAGCAGGAUGUGCAAUGGGGUUUGGUCGCCACACUACUGGUGGAAAAGAUGGACCAAUUUACAAAGUCACCGACUCAUCUGACGACAAUGUUGAGGAGCCUAAACCAGGAACUCUACGCCACGCGGUGAUCCAGAAGCAUCCGCUAUGGAUUAUAUUCGCCAAGAGCAUGACCAUUACUUUACAACAAGAGUUGUUGAUGCAAUGUGACAAGACAAUCGACGGGCGGGGCAAGAAUGUCAAAAUCUCGGGCGGUGCUGGUAUUAGCAUACAGUUUGUUCGAAACAUUAUAAUACAUAACAUUCAUAUCACGGAUAUUCAUGUCACUUCUGGUGGAAGCAUCAGGGAUUCCAUUGAUCAUAUUGGCCUAAGAGCCGCAGCGGACGGUGAUGCCAUCUCGAUCUUCGGUUCGUCCGAUAUAUGGAUUGAUCACGUCUCUGCAUCCAAUGCUAAAGAUGGUCUUAUUGAUAUUGUUGCUAAUUCUAACGGUGUCACCAUUUCUAACUGCCAUUUCGUCCAUCAUGACAAGGUUUUGUUAUUUGGCGCGGAAGAUACUAACGAGAAGGACAAAGAGAUGCAUGUAACAGUGGCCUACACACAUUUCGGGAAGAAUCUGAUACAAAGAAUGCCGAGAGUGAGAUGGGGAUUUAUCCAUUUAGUAAACAACGACUACACGCAUUGGCUAAUGUACGCGAUCGGAGGGAGCCAUGGUGCGCGCAUCAUUAGCCAGGGGAACAGGUUCAUAGCUCCAUUUGACCCUGUAGCCAAAGAAGUAACUCACAGGACAAAUGGGCUUGAACCAGGAUGGGAGACAUGGAACUGGAGAUCAGAAGGAGAUUUGAUGAUGAAUGGAGCUUUCUUUGUAGAGUCAGGAUGCCCAGACUGGAGAGCAGGAAUUGAUCCACUGGAUUUGAUUCUUCCAGCACCUGCAACUGAAGUCACUACGCUCACUCUCUUUACAGGCCCUCUUGGUUGCAGAAAAAAGAGACCUUGUUAAUUACACUAGUUUUUUUUUUUUCAGUUUUCUUUUUCUUUUUAGUAGAUUCAGGAUGUCAACUCAUAUGCACAUUUGUAAGACUGUAAUCAAGGUAAUAAAUAACUGUUGGCCACUUGUGACAUAAAAAAUAAAGCUAAAAUUUAUUCAUUUAUUCCAUAACUUC